ACGAUGACAAAUGACAACAGACAAGAAAGCAUUCCCAAUUUUUAAACUCAAAUAUAAAAGAAAAGAAAAGAAUGUACGGACGAAAUUCAGUUAUUUUCUUUCAAAUUUUUCGACGACCGGCUGUCCUGUCUUGUCGUUGUUUAAGUAAGAACCGACCAGAUCCUUUAGUGGAUAAGAUUUUGAGAGUAGAUCAUGCUGGAGAAAUCGGCGCCAACAAAAUAUACGAGGGACAAAUGGCUGUGUUGGGGGAUACAAAAUGUGCACCUGUUAUUAAGGAAAUGUGGGACCAAGAGAAAGAGCAUGUCAGAAAAUUUGAAGAACUUUUACCAAAAUAUCGCGCACGACCAACACUUUUGCUUCCCCUUUGGAAUGUUGCUGGAUAUGCCUUAGGAGCUGGAACAGCUUUGUUCGGUGAAAAAGCAGCAAUGGCUUGUACAGUCGCAGUUGAAGAGGUCAUUGGUGAACAUUACGACAACCAAUUACGAGAGCUACUUGAAGAUCCUGAAUCUCUUGAAACACAUGAAGAAUUGCUAAGUGUGAUUCAAAAGUUUCGCGAUGAAGAAUUAGAACACCUGGAAACGGGAUUAGAACAUGAUGCUGUCGAAGCUCCGUUUUACUCCAGUCUCAAGAAGAUUAUACAGCUCGGUUGUCGUACUGCAAUUUGGGUGGCGGAAAAAAUAUGACUGAUGACGAAUGUCUUCUUUGUAUGCGAAAAUGAAACUAGUUUUUCCACGAAUGUUCGAAACUGUUGCCUGGUACAUGAAUCUUCUGUUUGAGACUUCAUUUGAAAGAAAAAGUCAAAACGUGGUAGUGAAAUUUUCGUAUUUUCAGCACUUCAAUUAAUGUAAUUCUAACGUAUCGUAGUUCUUUCUGUAAACAUUGGUUUAAUCCUGAUGAUUUACGUACUGACGAGUUAAUAGUGAUUAAUAUUUCAUGUAAACUACAGCAUAAAUAAAUGUGACACUUUUCUAUAAA
This is a messenger RNA of Xenia sp. Carnegie-2017, 975 nucleotides long. Its product is annotated as 5-demethoxyubiquinone hydroxylase, mitochondrial-like. The transcript has 6 exons. The record is from RefSeq and is a predicted model, not a curated record. Gene Ontology annotation, cellular component: mitochondrial inner membrane; nucleus. Gene Ontology annotation, molecular function: 3-demethoxyubiquinol 3-hydroxylase activity. Bases 72 to 683 code for a protein of 203 amino acids. Lineage: Eukaryota; Metazoa; Cnidaria; Anthozoa; Malacalcyonacea; Xeniidae. Gene Ontology annotation, biological process: regulation of gene expression; determination of adult lifespan; ubiquinone biosynthetic process.